GAUACGAAAACUGAUAAUAAGAUAUGUAAUGUUUACUCGUCAAUGUGAUUUCCUAUCAUGCUUGUCAUUUUAUUUUUUUAUUUAUUUGUUUCUUUUUUUCCUUCGUAUUAACAUUUGAUGAUGGAUCGUAUAAAAUUCGUGAAAUUUAUUCUGAUAAUUGAAGUGAAUCAUUAAUUUUCUCAGAAGAUGAAUAAAUUGAUAAUAUUUCAACAAUUUUUAAAAAAAGAUUACGAACAUAAAAAAGAAAAUAUCAAAAAUAAUUCAUUGAAACGAUGUCACCUGAGUUUAAACGAUUAAAUCAAUAAUAAUAAGACAAGCUUGUAAUAAAUUAACGUGGAGUUAAUAUUGACUGAUUGACCCAACUAGCACGAUCUCCGGUCUUUUUUAUAUAUAUAUUAUAAUCUGCCAUUUCUUCAUGUGAACCUCAGCGCCAUAGGUUAGCGAGGUUAAUUGGUACUGCCUGUCAGCUAUGACUACUAGGAUGAUUAAAGAUUUAAUGUUCACUCUCUUUGAUAUUAUACAAUAAUUUUAAUGUAUGAAUCCAUUAGAAAAAUACAUAUAAGAUUUUUAAUUAUAUGUAUUAAUUAUACACAGAAACAUACGUCAAAUUUUUAUGUUAGAAAUAAUCAUUUUCUUUUUUAUUGCAUUAUAUAAGAUGCAUAUAUAUACAUAUAUUUAAAAGGACAUAAUAAUAAUUGAUAGGAAAUAUGUGAACGAUUAACAUUAAAAUGAAAUAUUUAUUGCAAAAUAGAAAUGUGUUUUGCAAAUUGUAAGAAAAUAGAACUGAAAUUAGCGCUUCUCAUUGUAAAAUUACAGAGAGGAUAUGUGCUGCGCUCUCUAAUCUGCACAAACGUCUUAUUUCUCUUUUGAGGUUAUGACGAUCAAUAGUAUCGUAUAAUAAAAUUUUUAACUAAUCUGAUAUUAGUAAAUAAUUAUCAAACAUGGUUUUACAUAUAAAAGGUUUAUUACCACCUCGCAAAUUUGUACUCUUAUGUUUUCAGUGUUCUUUAUGUCGCCAAGCUAUGUUAAAUAAAUUUUGGAAUUAUGAAAUCUUACAAAAAUACUUUCACACAAAAUCAGAGCCACCACAUGUACAAUUAUUUUCUCAACCAAAAUGUCAAAUAUACGUGGCUACCUGGUAUUUACUUUAUCGUUGGUUGGUAUUCAUCGCCUGGAUCAGUAUUAUCUUUUGCUCAAUUUUCGAAUUCGGAAGUUACGAACCUCUUUUCAAAUGGCAAAAAUGGCCGAUUUAUUUGACGAAUUGGGAUUUGCUAUUGGGAGUAACACAAGCGUUUCUAGGAGCCAUAAUAGUUUUUAGAAGAUGGAGACAACAAAAGGAUGCAGACUUCAAUCCUUAUAAUAUGAAAUUAACGAUGUUAGAAAAGUCCUAUUGGAUUUUCUAUACUGUGACGUCUACUUUAGCUGUGGGUGUGACUAUUACUUAUUGGACUGCAGUAUACAAUCCUAAAAUUCAUCAUAUAGAUCCAUUAAAUAUCUUAUUACAUGUUUGUAAUAGUAUUUUAAUGUUUAUAGAUUUAUCUAUCACAAGUGUUCCAUUGUAUAUGAAAAAUGUUUGGUGGUGCCUUAUUAUAAUAUUAUUUUAUGUAAUAUUUUCUGUAAUAUAUUAUGCAGCAGGUGGUUUGGAUAAAUAUGGAUAUCAUUAUAUUUACAAAAUUCUUGAUUGGGAAAAACCAGGUCAAACAUUAAUAAUAUGUAUAGCUGGUAUGGCAUUUAUUAUAUUAAUGCAUUUGAUACUGUGUUUUUUUAGUAAAGCCAGAGACUGGUUGUACGCUAGAAUUGCUAAAAAAUUCCACAAUAUUCCUUCAAUGACGAAAAUCGAUUAUACUGUAACAAAAAAAGAAGCAGAAAUUGUUUGAUUAGUGAAAUAUUUGUAAUAAGUUGGUGUAUUGAUAUUUAAAUCCACAUACUUGAUAAGUGUUGAAGCAUUCCUAUUACUGUUUAUUCCAAUGGUCUUCAUCUGAUAUGAAAUUUAGAAUUAAAUAUCAUAGUACAUUAUACAUUUAUCUUGCUAUUGAUAUCUUCAAAGUUUCUUAAUUAAAGAUUAUCUUAAAGUUUCGUUUAUAAUUCAGUAUUUUACAAUGAUAUUAGAAUAAUAUGCAAGAUCAGUUUCAACAUGUAUGUUUAUUUAUAUAGAUCUUCUUUUUUUCUUUUAUCAUCUGUCAAUAUUGUCUUAUUUAAUGGUAUUAUCAGACGAAUUUGAAAAUUAUAUCUAUUAUCAAUAUACAACUCAUUCAUGCUUCUUUUCAUUCAUGUAUUUAUCAAUAUGUCAUUUGAUAAUAUUAUUGCAAAAAUGAUUUCGCAUACCUCGCUUUAUGAUAAAUCUUAGAAUAGAUAUUUUUUAAAUAUUACAUAAAAAGAUGUACUUUGUAUGUGCAUAAAAAAGUUCCUUGAUUUUGUAGAAAAGUAUUCAUUAUUAUAAUCAAAUAAUGAGCGAUUGUAACAUUAACAUUUAAUCUUAAUUUUUGUAUACACAUUUAUUGUAUACAAAACAACGAAUAUUUAACCAUUGUCAAAAAAAAUUUCGUAUAGAAAAAUAAAAUAAUAAGUAGACUAUAAUGUUUAUGAAAAAAUAUCAACAAUUUAUUAAUAAAAUAACGAUGUGUAAAGCAAUUAUGGACUGUUAUACAAAUAAAUCGUGGGCUCAAAAUGGCCCUCAAUCACA
Vespa mandarinia (Asian giant hornet) is the source of this 2683-nucleotide messenger RNA. RefSeq names its product protein rolling stone. Gene Ontology annotation, cellular component: membrane. NCBI's taxonomy places the organism in Eukaryota, Metazoa, Arthropoda, Insecta, Hymenoptera, Vespidae. The record is from RefSeq and is a predicted model, not a curated record.